This is a messenger RNA of Neohortaea acidophila, 2616 nucleotides long. RefSeq names its product PalH/RIM21-domain-containing protein. Bases 344 to 2518 code for a protein of 724 amino acids. Gene Ontology annotation, cellular component: plasma membrane. NCBI's taxonomy places the organism in Eukaryota, Fungi, Ascomycota, Dothideomycetes, Mycosphaerellales, Teratosphaeriaceae. The transcript has a single exon. The record is from RefSeq and is a predicted model, not a curated record. Gene Ontology annotation, biological process: cellular response to pH.
GGCGAAUGGGCGAGGACAUGAUGAUGUCGUGCCUCUACAUGCAGCAAUUGAUGCUCGUGGCUUAUGUAAGGACUAGUGGGGCACGGGGACUGGCGGCGGGAGGAACAAGGUUUUCCCGAACGCGGCGCAGGCCUCGAAUCGCAUCGCUUCAUCGCAUCCCCAGCGCAGCGCAACCUCUUCUCCCUCCGUCCACCUCCACCCUCUCUCGCACCGCCUCUUCGCCCUCCUACGCAACUCCCUUCCUGCGUCUCCCGGCCCCGCCACCCCCUCUGCGCUGCCAUGGCCGUCCCUCCCGACUGACCCCACGAGUGUCGCAAGCCGCCUCCCGCCGCCCGUCGCAGCCAUGCGUCGUCCCACUCCCCUCCUACCCAAGCGCCAGCUCUGGGGCACGCCGACCACCUCCUCCACCACCUUCCUCCAACACUGCACCCCCUUCUCCCUCCCCUCCAACGGCGUCAUCGCCUUCGCCGGCACCGCCAUCACCCUCACCACCGAUGCCAUCUUCAACCCCGAGUGCACCGGCGUCGCCAUUGCCGACAUUGCCUCCAUCGCCAGCGGCGAGCCCUUCUACGCCUCCACCAUCCCGCAGACCUAUGUCAUCGCCGCUGCCACCGUCAUUGCGUGGAUCUUGGUCGUCAUGCUGCUCAUCACCCCGCGCACCAACUUCCUCGGCCAGUCCGGCACCGCCCCCGGCUUCAGCAGUGGCCAUGGCAUCAUCGGCGGCUCGACCGGCGCCAACACCGACCUCAUUGGCAUCGGCUCCCGCCCCUGGCUGCAAAAGGUCGCCGCCUUCACCUGCGCCAUCUCCCUGACCAUCGCCACCGCAGACACGUUCAAGUUCGCGAGCCGCCAAUAUGCCGUCGGCUACAUCGAUGCCCUUGUCCUUCGCGACGAGGUGCUCGGCUCCCUGGAAAUCCGCAUCAUGCGCGUCAUCACCGACGUCUUCAUCUGGCUUGCCCAAGUGCAGACGCUGAUUCGUCUCUUUCCGCGACACAAGGAGAAGGUGCUCAUCAAGUGGAUCGGCUUCGCCCUCAUCCUCUUCGAUUCCGUCUUCUCCUGUCUCAACGCCUUCGUCGUCAAGCCGCAGCAUACCCCGCGCCAGUUCUACGACGCCAUCCCCGCCCUCUCCUAUCUCUUCGAGCUGGCCGUGGGCCUGCUCUACGCCGCCUGGGUCAUUUACUACUCCAUGACCAAACGCCGCUACGCCUUCUACCAUUCCAAGAUGCCCAGCAUUGGUCUCGUCGCCUUGCUCUCCCUCACCUCCAUCCUCACCCCCGUCGUCUUCUUCGUCACCGAUGUUUCCAAUUCCGAUGUGGCCUCCUGGGGUGACUACUUUCGCUGGGUCGGUGCGGCCGCUGCGAGCGUGGUGGUGUGGGAGUGGGUGGAACGUAUCGAGGCACUGGAAAGAGAUGAAAAGAAGGAUGGCAUUCUCGGGCGCGAGAUUUUCGACGGCGAUGAGAUGCUGGACAUUACGCCGAGCGACGAAGUCGUUUGGGUGAGUUCCCGUCGUGCACGCAGCGCACUCUUCCGCCGUGACGACGAUCGGGAUGAGGACGGCGGCGGAACUCAGUCCAGUGCACUGGAGAAGGGACUGACCAGCGUUGCCCAGCGCUUUCGUAUUCGAACAAAGGCAUCGUCGUCCCCGGACACAGUACCUUCGGGUCAGGAGGGAACGACUCAGGUGUCGACGAGUACUAUGGCCGAAGUUGCACAUCCCACCAAUCCCUCCCCGAGUAUCAAGUUUGGCGCUUUACCCCGGCCACAAGAGCUAGCCGAAGCCCGUGAGCCAUCGGACAUCACUCCGCCAUCUCGGGUGAUCAGCCCGAUUAGCAGGGCAGACACGACGAGCGCUGCAAGUACAGUCUACGUCGUGCAGUACAAUCCGGCGGCCGACGUGCCGCAGCCGGUGAGGAGACGAGUAGAUCCAAACGGCAACACCGAACAAGAACGCGCGCAGGCGCAAGCUCGAGCUCAGCAACGGCGGGCGGGAAACACCGCCGAUCCAGAAAAAGAAGGGCCUGUGGUAUCGGAGGUGGAAGAGCCGUCUCACCACAGGAGACGGACCAGCGGCAGCUGGCUGGCUGUUUCGAAUCCAUUCAAGCGGAAACGCGCAUCGCCUCCCGCCGAGGUUCAACAGGCGCGCAAAGAAGUCACUGGACGGUCUACAACUACGGCGACCUCGACUCCGAAAUCCUCGUCGUGGAACAUGAAGAAUCGCAUGGGAGUGUCGGCCGUAGGGCUGGGCCAAAACGCACGCGAGAAGAAAGCAGGCCGUGGACAGAGCGAAGAACUGCCGGUAACCAUCAUUCCUGCACAACCACGUGACAGUGUGAGGACUUGGAGGCCCCCCGACUCGAGCAGACUCGAUGCAGCUGCCGUCCCGGAGAACACGGCCAGCAACUUGGCCGUGAGUGGAGAGAUGUCCCCACGCCUCUCCAGCACCACCUCUGAGAGAGCUUCGCCCGCGCAGACCCGUUCACCCACUCCCCGGCGAAGUUCCGUUGAGGAUAACGAUUGAUGUUAUAUGAACAAUAGACAUGGUACAUUCAAGUCGAUUUUAGUGUAAAUACGAAAAAUCUAGCACGACCCGCGCCAGGCGAUGGUCUUUUCAAGGCA